This is a messenger RNA of Microstroma glucosiphilum, 1179 nucleotides long. Its product is annotated as Pkinase-domain-containing protein. Gene Ontology annotation, cellular component: cytosol; nucleus; protein kinase CK2 complex. Lineage: Eukaryota; Fungi; Basidiomycota; Exobasidiomycetes; Microstromatales; Microstromataceae. Gene Ontology annotation, molecular function: protein serine/threonine kinase activity; ATP binding. The record is from RefSeq and is a predicted model, not a curated record. Gene Ontology annotation, biological process: regulation of transcription by RNA polymerase I; protein phosphorylation; regulation of transcription by RNA polymerase III. The transcript has 2 exons. Bases 1 to 1179 code for a protein of 392 amino acids.
AUGUCGCUCGCUCAGACACCAGGUCAUGGUCCUGGAAGGUCGGUCGCAAGGGUCUACCACGACGCCAAUGAGAGGUUUGGCAGGAACUGGUGGGACUACGACAAUCUAGCCGUGCAAUGGGGUACGCAAGACAACUACGAGAUUCUUCGCAAGGUCGGUCGCGGCAAAUACUCGGAAGUCUUUGAAGGAGUCAACGUAGCUGCCCUUCCCACAUUCGCAUCUCAGUCCAACCAGCAACCCGGAGGAACAAGUGUCAUCGCGCCCAGCGUAGGGGACAAGUGUAUCAUCAAAGUACUGAAACCAGUCAAGAAGAAGAAGAUCAAGAGGGAGAUCAAAAUUUUGCAGAACCUGGCCGGAGGACCCAACGUUGUGGGCUUGCUGGACGUUGUGAGGGACCCUCAGUCGAAAACGCCUUCCAUUAUCACCGAGUAUGUCAACAAUACCGACUUCAAGAUCCUAUACCCCAAGUUCACAGACUACGAUGUGAGGUACUACAUCCACGAGUUGCUCAAGGCGCUAGACUUCUGUCACUCGAGGGGAAUCAUGCAUCGAGACGUCAAGCCCCACAACGUGAUGAUCGAUCACGAGAAGAGAAAGCUGCGCUUGAUCGAUUGGGGAUUGGCAGAGUUCUACCACCCUUCGACAGAGUACAACGUCCGAGUCGCCUCUCGUUAUUUCAAGGGACCCGAGCUGCUGGUAGACUUCCAAGAGUACGACUACUCGCUGGACUUGUGGAGUCUGGGAUGCAUGUUUGCCAGUAUGAUCUUCCGUAAGGAGCCCUUCUUCCACGGUCACGACAAUUACGACCAAUUGGUCAAGAUCUGCAAGGUCCUUGGUACAGACGAGCUGUACGUCUACUUGGAGAAGUACGACAUCGAGCUUGACCCGCAGUACGACGAUAUCCUUGGCCGCUACCAACGCAAGCCGUGGAACCGCUUUGUCACCAGUGAGAACUCAAGGUUCGUCAGCAACGAGGCGAUUGACUUCUUGGACAAGCUGCUCAGGUACGAUCAUCAGGAGAGGUUGACGGCAAAGGAGGCUAUGGCACAUGGCUACUUUGACCCUGUGAGGGAGGAGGUGGAAAGGGCGGGCAAGGCUGGAGGACCUGGAGCGGGUCUGUCCAGCUCGAGCGCAGCUGGAGCUGCUCUGACCGGCAAGGGAUCUAGCAAGGCAGACUAG